Arabis nemorensis is the source of this 1887-nucleotide messenger RNA. The record is from the annotation of a GenBank genome assembly. Lineage: Eukaryota; Viridiplantae; Streptophyta; Magnoliopsida; Brassicales; Brassicaceae.
AUGGAUGUAGUUUCUCAAGUCUCAGACCCAACCGGUGGACAAUUUAGCUUCAAUGGUUUCUUGUAUACCGAUGGAGUUGCAGAUCUAAACCCAGACGGUUUGUUCGAACUCAUAACUUCAAAGACACAAGGAGGAUCUGGUCAAGUUCUUUAUCAGUUCCCACUUCAGGCCGAGCCUGUCUUCACCACUUUUGUCUUCGCCAUCGUAGCAGUCCGUAAAACAAUCGCCGGUUGUGGACUUUCCUUCGACAUCUCUUCUACAAAAGGCUUGAAUCAUGCUCCAAACUCCACUAACCACUCUGUUUCGGUUGAGUUCCAUACUGGCAAAAGCGAAAAACCGGACGGUGAAGAUGUAAAUUUCGUUGGUAUUAAUGUCAAUGGCUCGGAUUCGGAUAGAAACCGAUCAGCUGGUUAUUUCGAAGAUGAUGGUAGUUUUGUAGAUAUAGCUAUUGCAAAUAGUGGUCCAAUACAAGUAUGGAUUGAGUAUAACAACUCAACUAAACAGCUUGAUGUUACAAUGCAUUCUAUUUAUACUAGUAAGCCCAAGAUUCCUCUGCUUUCUCUGUCCAAAGAUCUUUCUCAGUAUUUACUUGAGUAUAUGUACGUUGGCUUUACUUCAGUGGGAAGUCCAACUUCUUCUCACUAUAUUCUUGGCUGGAAUUUCAACAACACUGGGAAUGUUUCAGCUAUAAACCUCGCUCGUCUUCCCAAAGUGCCCGAUGAAGAUCAAGAUGGAUCGUUGAGUCGCAAGAUCUUGGCUAUUAGUUUGAGUAUCUCAGGAGUUACUCUUGUUAUCGUCUUGUUUUUUGGAGUUCUCUUCUUCUUGAAGAGGAAGAAGUUCUUGGAAGUUAUUGAGGAUUGGGAGCUACAAUUUGGUCCUCAUAAAUUCACUUACAAAGAUCUUUUCAUCGCCACUAAAGGUUUCAAGAACAGCGAGCUUCUUGGAAGAGGAGGUUUUGGAAAAGUCUUCAAAGGGAUCUUACCGUUGUCUAGUAUACCGAUCGCGGUGAAGAAGGUUUCUCACGAUUCAAAACAAGGGAUGAGAGAGUUUUUGGCUGAGAUUGCUACCAUUGGGAGACUGAGGCAUCCAGAUUUGGUUCGUCUUCUCGGGUAUUGCAGACGCAAAGGCGAACUCUAUUUGGUCUAUGACUUCAUGCCCAAAGGAAGCCUUGAUAAGUUUCUUUACCAUCAACCAAAUCAAGUUCUUGACUGGUCACAAAGAUUCAAGAUCAUCAAAGAUGUCGCCUCUGGACUUUGCUACUUGCAUCAACAGUGGGUGCAGGUGAUUAUUCACAGGGAUAUUAAGCCAGCAAACAUUCUUCUUGAUGAAAAUAUGAACGCGAAGCUCGGUGAUUUUGGACUUGCGAAGCUAUGUGACCACGAGAUUGAUUCUCAAACCUCCUAUGUCGCAGGUACAUUUGGAUAUAUAUCACCGGAGCUCUCAAGAACAGGAAAAUCAAGCACAAGCUCUGAUGUUUUCGCAUAUGGAGUGUUCAUGUUGGAGAUAACUUGUGGAAGAAGACCAAUCGAGCCACGAGGAUCACCGAGCGAGAGAGUUUUGACUGAUUGGGUACUGGAAUGUUGGGACAGUGGAGAUAUACUGCAAGUCGUUGAUGAGCGGUUAGGGCACAAGUAUCUUGCGGAACAAGUAACUCGGGUUUUGAAACUGGGAUUGCUUUGUUCGCAUCCAGUGGUAGCCACUAGACCAAGCAUGUCAAGCGUAAUCCAAUUCUUAGACGGUGUAGCCACUCUUCCUCAUAACUUGCAAGACCUUGUGAAUGAUCGGAAAAUCGAUGCUUUAGGUGCAGCAACUGAUCAGUCUCCGGAGGCAAGUAGUAACGUUUAUUCUUCUAUCAUGACGGAAUCGUUUGUCUCUGGUGGACGCUAA